Messenger RNA from Danaus plexippus (monarch butterfly), 2810 nucleotides. RefSeq names its product store-operated calcium entry regulator STIMATE-like. NCBI's taxonomy places the organism in Eukaryota, Metazoa, Arthropoda, Insecta, Lepidoptera, Nymphalidae. Gene Ontology annotation, cellular component: membrane. The coding region runs from base 162 to 917 and encodes 251 amino acids. The transcript has 8 exons. The record is from RefSeq and is a predicted model, not a curated record.
AAAACAAUAAAAAAUGGCGGGCAAUAUCAGCAUGAGUAAAGCAGUUUGUUUUUUUAAUGUUGCCACUUACGGCUAUACAAACAUAUAUGGAUUUCAGAGAUUCAGGAAUUUCAUAUUAAGUGAAGAUAACACUGUCACCUACCGCUUUAUAGCUAUGAAAAAUGAAUAAUAGCUCCGAUUAUAUUUACUGGUCUGAACUUCAUUGCUCAAAAGAUGCACUCACAGAUACAUAUGGGUGGUUCAUGCAAUUUCUACUGGCUGUUUUAGCGUUUACAUGUCUCAUAGGUAAAAGGUUUUGUGAGCCGCGAUAUGCUAGAAGACCUUGGUUGAUUUGGUUUUAUGAUACAUCAAAACAGGGGCUCGGUGCCCUUAUCAUUCAUGCUGCCAAUGUCUGGCUCUCGCCGCAUCUAACUGGUAAUCCAUGUACUUGGUAUAUCGUCAAUUUUAUGUUAGAUUCAACACUCGGUUUAUUGAUAAUUUGGGCGGGUAUCAGGCUAGCACAGUACUGUGCGAGGAUUUAUGACAUACCACUCAUUAACUUUGGAGAGUAUGGGAAACCUCCAAUGUGCUCAGCGUGGAUAUGCCAGUGUAUUCUAUAUGCUGCUCUGGCAACAUUUGCUAAGUCAGUACUGGCUUUGGUAUUGCGACUCCCUCCAGUUGUUGCAGUUUUAUCAACAUUGAGACUAUCACCAGUUUCUGACCCAAGAUUGGAGCUGGCUGUUGUCAUGCUCAUUAUACCAUUCUUUGUUAAUAUUCUAAUAUUUUGGGUGACCGACAACUUCCUCAUGUAUCGACCGAGGGGAGUCAGCAGUAAAAUAAAGACUAAGGUUAGAUAUCAGUCAAUAAAGAAGGACAAGUCAGGAUCCGAAGAUGACGAACAGUCUGCCGAUGAAAGAUUACUUGGUGCGAGCGUAUGACCCUACCCUCAGCCCGUUAUGCGGGCUUAGAUCUACUGUCUUGUCUUUGUCCUAGCUCUUUGCUCAUAAUUUAUACGACUUUAAUAUAUAUAAAUUCAUAUAAAUAUAUAUGUGUAGUUAAAUUUUUUAUAUCUGAUUUGAUUUAUACAAAAUUGAAACCGCUUUUUAUAUAUUUUUGGAACGUCUAUAGCAUAUUAUACAUAGAUAGUUAUCGGCAAUUAAUAAUGAGAUGCUAUUUAGUCACUUUAGUUUGUAACGUCAGGAGUCUCAAUGUGUUCUCGAACUUAACAUAUCUAAGACAUAUAUUUACUCACAGGAUUUUUUUAUGUAAAUCUUUAUUCAAAUGUAAACGCGAUAAAUUAAUUCAGUUUAUUAGAAUCUAAAUCAGAAAUAGAUAAUUAAAAAAAAAAAUGAAUCGUCCAUUUAGAAAUAGGAUAAACAUUUUAAAUAUGGAAUUGGAAUGUUAUUUUAUGACAAAUCAAUGGACAAAGGCAAUGCAGUGUCGUUGUCAUUAUUUCUAAUAUUAGAUAUCAAAAUGUAAAAUUAUUAUGUAUCAUAAGUCAUAAUAUAAUAUAAUUGUAUUUUUAACAGACACAUUUCUAUGGAUAUAUCUUUGUUUGUAUUCAAUCAUUAUCAUACUCUUCCUGUACUGCAUGUAUGAAAGCUUUAAACGGAUCUGUUCCAUUGAGUCCUAUAAUAUUUAAUAUACUCUGUGGAGCCAUUCACCUUUCGUCUUCUAUAAUCUGUUUCCAUUAAUGUUAGGGUGUACAAAAUAUGCCAUUGCUUAUAGUGUAUCGGAUGUAUAAAAAAAUAUUUUUAUAUGUUUAAUUUUUUUAUAUUAAAUUUAUUGGAUGUUCCUAAUAUGAGAAGUACUUAGAUUCCUUGGUGCCAUUCGUAUUGACGUUUACUGACAUCGAAUUAAGACUGAGAGGUCGUGUUUUAAUGUUGCACUCUCUUAUUGUUAAUAAUUUUAUUCUUAUUUGUUAUGACGACGAAUUAAAUUGGACAUUCCAUUGAUGUUUACUGUAUCAUAUUACGUGCUUGUUAACGUUGUAUAUAUUCUUUACCUCGUAUGAAGGAGCCAUUUAAAUAUACGUUCUUGUGUGUUGAGAACGCUCAAAUAAAGACAGUCCUUGAAUUAAAUCGUUUUGAGUGAAGCCAUACGAGUUUAUGUAAUGAUACUGCAAAGGUUACUAUAGGUUCGAUUCGGUUCAUAACAUUCCUCUUCUAGUUUUCAUUAAUUUCUGUGAACAUUUAGUAACGAGAUAUCCCCUCGUUUGCGGCCGUGGCCUCAUUCAUAUAAAAUAAAAAAAAAAAUGUUCCCGUUUUCGCGGCUCCAUAUUCCUUUAUUGAUUAGGUUUAUUUUUGUUUAUUAUCUACAUUUUCAUAUGAGUGAUAAAAUCAUUGAACGAUACCGCAUUUAUCUUUUAAAAUGACGUCAUAAUAUGAAAAGUAAUUUUAUUAUUAUUCUAUGGAAAUAUUUUAAAGAGAAUGUUCGCAUUUAUCUUGUUUUUAUAGAAUUAGGACUGUCUUAUAUAUAAAUAAAAUUGUCUAUAUAUUAAUAUAUACAUCAUAUACAAAGAAUGCUUGCGUAAUACGGAUCUCCCCAGUGCCUACACAGAUUAAUAUGUAAUAAGUUUAUUUAAAUAUAAAUAAAUAUAAGACGAAAAAGAUCGUGAUUUUAAGAGUUGGUAUUUAGAAAUCAUUUUAGGACUUAAUUUUUUUUAUUUAAUUUUUCUUUAUAAAUAUAUUUAGUACGUAUGAUAUUUUUAUAAUGUAACUAUUAUGUAAAUAUUCACGAAAAAUCCUUGUUUCAACCCUGGUGUAUAUAUGGACUAUGUAAGAAAUCUAUUGUCGGGUUUUUGUUUGUGCAAAUAUAAUAUCGAAGGAGUU